CGGUUCCGGAUUCACAGUGUAAACACAAGUUUUUCAGUGCUCCCGAAUAAUUAAAGUUAAAUUACGUGUUAAACUCACUAAAUCAACAAAAAAACAGUGACUUACAGUAAUACGGAACAGUGCCACGCUUUUACAGUGAUUUUACGUUGAAUCUAUAACAAUCUUCUAGUUAAAUUAGUGACGAAAACUUUGUGACUUUUUUCAACGCGAACCGUUAACUAAACAAACGUGUUUAAAUAACUAUAAAUUGGUAAUUAUCGACCUAAACGCCGACCAACACAAACAAUAACAAAACAGCUGAUUGGUCCUGUCAACUGUCAAAAGUCAGAGGUCAGAACAAGAAAGUAUUGCCAACUUACAAAUAUUAUAACUAGUCCAUAGACAAUUUCGGACUUGGAUUCCUGUCUUUUGGUAUAAGGUUGGUUAUACACACUGUAUUUAUACUUGACUUCAUACUUACAAGUUAUAAAUAAAAAUGGAAGAACAAUUUCAAUUAUUAUUUGAUAAAAUGAACGAAAUGCAAAAUCAAACGGUGGAAUUAACUAACAAAAUCAUGGAUAAAAUUGAUGAAAAAUUAAAACCUGUCCUGGAAGAAAAUAAAAAUUUAAAACUUAAAAUUGAGAACUUGGAAAAAAAAGUGGAGUAUCUGGAGAGAGAAAAGAAAAGCAAUAAUAUUAUAAUUCAUGGGUUAAGAGAAGAAGAGAAGUCUACAUUGGAUUUAUUUCAAAGUGUGAAAAAGUGUUUUUUUAACGAACUGCAAAUAACCUUAGAGGAAUUUGAAAUAAAUAAAAUCCAUCGCAUUGGCAACAAUAUUAAUGGUGAGAGACCAAGACCUACGCUUAUUUCCCUAGUAAGCGGGUGGAAAAAGAGUGACAUUAUGAAAAAUAAAAAAAAACUCAAAGAAUUAUAUAUAACCGAAGACUUCUCAAAGGAGACCUUAGAGAAGAGGAAGGCUCUACAACCUAAAUUAAUUGAAGAAAGGAAAAAAGGAAAUUUUGCCUACAUAAAAUAUGAUAAGCUUGUUGUGAAGGAAAAAACAGUUGCGAAAGAUAGGAGGAAGAGAGAAAUAUCUACAUCCCCGCAAACAGAUUUACAUCCAAAAAAGCAACAGACAUUUCACUCCUCUAAGAAUAGCCGAACAAAUGCAUUUGAUCUAAUGAGAGUUCGAUCAAACUCUCUCUCAACCAGCCCUCUAACAAAAAAACAAUAGCAACGAAAUACCGACGACCGGAAUCAAAAAACAAAUAUAAAGAAUAAUAACAACCAAACAAUAAAACAUCCUCCCCCAAGCCGAUUGGUCAUCGUGGGGGAAAAUGACCAAGACCCCCUAAGUAUAAAAAAAUGUACCACAGAUAUAUUUAUAGCUACCUUUAAUGCAAGAUCGUUACGAACUGCUGAAAAACUUCUAGAACUGGAUCUAGCCAUUGCUGAAAUUAAAUGGGACAUAAUAGGUAUCAGUGAAAUGAGAAAAUUUGGAGAAGGUAUAGAAGACCACGGUAACUACAUAUUGCAAUAUAAAGGCGAGACACCAGGUUUGUAUGGUGUAGGAUUUCUAGUCAAAAAGAGACUUGCACAUAAUAUUGAAGAAUUUAAAGGGAUCUCCGAAAGAAUAGCUGUUCUGAAUAUAACGUUACCCUUGAACAAAGCAGAAAAAUGGACCAUCAUUCAAGCGUACUCACCAACUGAAGCAGAAAAGAUAGAUAAUGUUGAGAAAAUUGAAAAAUUCUAUGAAGACUUAAGAAUAGCUGUACAAUAUUCACAUAAGAAUCUUAUAGUAAUGGGUGAUUUUAAUGGACAGAUUGGGAAAUGUAAUAAUAGUGGAGAAGAAUAUACAAUUGGAAAAUACGGACAAGGUAAAAGAACAAAAAACGGAGACAUAUUGAUAACAUUUGCAAUGGAAAACAAACUUAGAAUUCUCAAUAGUUUCUUCAAGAAAAAGAAAUCAAGGAGGUGGACUUGGAUUUCACCAAAUGGAUUACAUAAAAACGAAAUUGAUUUUAUUAUGUCCAAUAAAUUUAAGACUUUUCAGGAUAUAUCAAUCAUUCACAAUUUAAAUUUUUAUUCUGACCAUAGAAUGGUACGUGCAAAAUUAACAGGCACACCUAUAAAAACAGCUAGAAGAUUGCAUAAUGAUAAAUCUGCCAUUGUUUGCACCGGAAACAACAAUCAACUUAGUACUAACUUACAGAAACUAAUUGACGAAAGUAACUUUACAACGAUGCCUCUUCAAGCUAAGUACGAACAUGUUAUAAAUUUAUUAAAAACAGAAACAAAGAAAGUAAAUGCAAAAUGUAAAACGGAAAUUUCUAACAAAACACUACAGCUGUUACAAGAACGAAAAGAACUUUUUAAUAAAAAAGAUAAAAAAUCAAAUCGGUCUAAAAUAACUGAAAUCAGUAAAAAGAUAAAUGAAAGCAUUAGGAAAGAUAAGAAACUAAAGAGGCAAAACACAUUGAAGAAACAUAUUGAACGAACUGGUGGUAUCAAAAAGGCGAUUAAAGAACUAAAUCAUAAAAAAGAUUGGAUGCUAAAGAUGAAGACUAAAGAUGGGAACCAUACAAAUAAAAGACCAGAAAUACUUAAAUUAGCUACAGACUUCUACCGGAAGCUAUACCAAAGCAGAAACCAAACAGUUGAGAUAAACGAAAGAUCCUUGGAACCUGAGCCAAUACCUAAAAUUCUAACGGAAGAAACUAUAAAAGCAAUUAAUACUCAGAAGAGAGAUAAGGCAACUGGAACUGAUCAAAUAACAAAUGAACUUCUAAAAUCUACCAUACAGGUAAUUGCUCCUCUAUUAACCAAUGUAUUCAAUGAAAUUAUUGAAACUGAAAAUAUUCCUACAGACUGGACUAAGUCGAUAAUUACAUUGUUGCAUAAGAAAGGCGAUAAGGGAGAAAUUGGAAACUACCGACCAAUUAGUUUGAUGUCGAAUGUAUA
Messenger RNA from Bicyclus anynana (squinting bush brown), 2937 nucleotides. RefSeq lists its product as uncharacterized. The record is from RefSeq and is a predicted model, not a curated record. The coding region runs from base 476 to 1210 and encodes 244 amino acids. NCBI's taxonomy places the organism in Eukaryota, Metazoa, Arthropoda, Insecta, Lepidoptera, Nymphalidae. The transcript has a single exon.